Molecule: messenger RNA, 9063 nt
Organism: Musca vetustissima
Lineage: Eukaryota; Metazoa; Arthropoda; Insecta; Diptera; Muscidae
Gene: Ppn
Product: papilin
Exons: 20
Coding region: 118-8907 (2929 amino acids)
Biological process (GO): extracellular matrix organization
Cellular component (GO): extracellular region
Molecular function (GO): serine-type endopeptidase inhibitor activity
Source: RefSeq, a predicted model, not a curated record
GAUUUAUCAAGGCGGUCCCGAUUACCGCCCUUGAUAGCAUUCCUUAUAAUUGUCUGUGUGCAGAGUUCUCAAGCCAGAUUUUUUGGAGACAGACUUAAGCGACAGAAUGGCGCGAACAUGUAUUUACCAGCUAGUUCAAUUGUUCCCGGCGGCGAAGGUAAUGAUCCUAACGAAUGGACCGAAUGGAGUUCUCCAUCCGAAUGUUCACGUUCUUGUGGUGGCGGUGUUUCGUAUCAGACGAGAGAAUGUAGGAGAACGGGGCCUGACGGUUCGCCAUUGUGUAAUGGUGGUAAUCGCCGAUACUUCUCUUGCAACACUCAAGAUUGUCCCGAGGAUGAGCCCGAUUUCAGAGCUCAGCAGUGUUCGCGUUUCAACAAUGUACCUUUUGACGGUAUCUACUACAAUUGGGUGCCCUACAAAAGUGCGCCCAAUCCCUGUGAACUCAAUUGUAUGCCCAAAGGUGAACGAUUCUACUACCGACACAAGGCUAAGGUUAUCGACGGAACUCGUUGCAACGAUGAAGAUUUGAAUGUGUGCGUCGACGGUCAAUGCCUGCCGGUGGGUUGUGAUAUGAUGUUGGGAUCGAAUGCCAAAGAAGACAACUGUCGUCAAUGCGGGGGAGACGGAACUACGUGCCGCACCCUGAAGGAUCGCUUUACAACUAACAACUUGGCUGCCGGUUACAAUGACAUACUCUUGGUACCGAGUGGAGCCACCAAUAUUCGUAUAACUGAAACCGAGCCUUCCAAUAAUUAUUUGGCAUGUCGCAAUCUCACCAGUCACUACUACUUGAACGGAAACUGGCGCAUAGAUUUCCCCAGACCAAUGUUCUUUGCAGGUUCCUGGUGGACAUAUCAGCGCAAACCACAUGGAUUUGCCGCACCAGACCAGCUAACUUGUCGUGGUCCAAUUACCGAAUCGAUUUAUAUUGUUGUCCUGGUUCAGGAUAAAAAUGUCAGCGUUGAUUACGAAUACAGUAUUCCUCAGACGGUUAUUUCCAAUACCCCAGCUGUUUACAAUUGGACGCAUAUGGAGUUCGGACCCUGUAGUGCUUCCUGUGGUGGCGGCAUUCAACAUCGUAAUGUCAGCUGCAACAAUCGCUUCAACUUGGACAAGGUGGAUGACCAUUUCUGCGACGAAAGAACAAAGCCUGUCGAAAGCCAAGAAUGUGGAACUGAGCCAUGCGCUCCCCAUUGGGAAACAUCUGAGUGGGGCAAGUGUUCCAAGGGCUGUGGUUCGGAUGGCACCCAAGAUCGUAAUGUCACUUGUGAAAGGAUAUCUCCAACUGGAGAACGCACCGUGGAAGAUGAUUCGGUGUGUUUACAAGAAGUAGGCAACAAGCCCGCCACGCAGCAAGAGUGCAAUCGCGAUGUCAAGAAUUGUCCAAAAUACCAUUUGGGCCCGUGGACACCGUGCGACAAAUUGUGCGGAGAAGGUAAGAAGACGCGCAAAGUAACCUGUUACAUUGAGGAGAACGGUCGCAAGCGGGUGCUAAGUGAUGAAGACUGUGUCGAGGAGAAGCCCGAAACAGAGGCGACGUGCAUGUUAGCCCCUUGUGAGGGAGUCGAUUGGAUAAUUUCUCAAUGGAGUGGAUGCGAUGCAUGUGGACAAACUACAGAAACACGCACCGCCAUCUGUGGCUCGAAAUCUGGAAAGGUUUAUCCCGAUGAAUUUUGCGCUCCUGAAGUUCCUCUCCUCUCAAGACCCUGCGAAUCGAAGAAAUGUAAAACUCAGUGGUUUACAUCGGAAUGGAGUAAAUGUUCGUCUCCUUGCGGCAAGGGUGUCCAAUCGCGAAUAGUCCUUUGUGGAGAAUUUGAUGGAAAAACGGUAACAAAGGUCACUGAUGAAUCGAAAUGUGACGUUGCAACGAAACCAGAAGCAUCCAAGGAAUGCGAAGGAGAAGAAAUGGAAUGUCCUGGUCAAUGGUUUACUGGCCCUUGGGGAUCUUGUAGUAAACCAUGUGGUGGCGGUGAAAGAAAUCGUGAGGUGAUGUGUUUAGCAAAUGGAAUAAAAUCCGAUAACUGCGAUGAAGACAAGAUAGAAUCAAUUUCUGAGAAGUGUAAUACACACGCUUGCACAGACGAUGAAGUCAUGCCCGUUGAUAGUGCGGACAAAGACAUUUCCGACGAUGAUGAUGAGGAAGAUUGUGAGGAGGAGGAAGACGAAGAUGUUAAAGUGGUUACAGCCAAGAUGAGUGAAGAUCUAAAAAUCUCUGACGGCAUUGAAUUGGAUGAAGAAACAACUGUUUCCUCAUUCAUCACCGACGAGCUCAUGAUGAGUGACAGCACUCCACCGACUGACACAACAGAUGAAGCUGGCUCAACUGAUGCCACCUUUACUACUGUCGAAGGUUCUGGAGAUGGUACAGAAAGUACUUCCGUAUCAAGUAUGGAUACCGUCGAGGGUAGCGGCGACACAGAAACCACUUCUGAAUCAGGUGUCACGGAAACACAGACAGGAUCUACUGAAGGUUCUGAUGCUACCGAAGAUACAACUGAAUCCUUAUUGGAGACGACUGGUUCUUCUAUAUCCGAUGAUACUACAGAGGCACCAACCACGGACACAACCGAAUCUGCCGCUUCAACCGAAUCUUCUACAGAUAUUACUAAAGAAACUGACCAAACUACUGAUAUUAGUGCUUCUACUGAUUCUUCUGAGCCCACUGAAACAACAGGCGCAACAGAUUCAUCAUCCAUCUCAGGUUCUACAGAUGCAUCUACGGAGUUCUUUACUACCAGUGAUGUUAGCGACACAACAGAUGUUUCAGAUUCAACUGAUACAACGUCAUCAACUGAUGUUUCGGAAACCACAGAUGCAUCAGUUUCGACUGAUGUUACAAGUUCAACUGAUGUCACAAGUUCAACUGAUGUUACAUCCACAACUGAAGUCUCGCCUACAUCAGAUGCUUCAACGGAAACAUCCGUUUCCACUUCUAGCGAUGUCACUGAAACGACAUCGAGUGAUACAACAGUUACCACCGACACCACAUCAACCGAUAGUACACCAUCCUCUGACAGUACAACUGAAUUUACGACCAGUACUGACAUUUCGGAGUCAACUGAAGCCUCAAGCUCGACCACCGAAAGUUCUUCAGGUUCUACAGAUGUUUCUGAUACCACCAAUGCAUCAGUCACAACCGAUGUUUCGGACUCAGAUGUAUCUGCCACAACUGAGGUUACAGACACAACAGAGGAAUCUACAUCAACUGAAAGUUCUGACUCGACAACAGGUGUUUCCGAGACCACUGCUGCAUCGGCUACCUCUGACGCUUCUGCAUCUACAGAUACGACGGUUAGCUCUGACACCACCGAUAUUUCCGGUAGCACUGAAAGCCAAGUCACUACUGAUUCAUCUGUGUCCACUGAUUCCAGCGAUGUUACUUCCGAAUCAAGCUCUACAGAUGAAUCUACUGAAUCGUCUGGUUCCACUAUCACAGAUGCUGAAACGACAUUGUCUACAGAUGAAACUUCCGAUUCGUCAUCUGAUGCAUCCACAGUAUCUACAGACGCAGAGACCACAGAAAUUGAUUCAACCACACCUACAGUUAUCACCGACUCCACAACAGAUUCCGGAAUUUCUACCAGCACUGAAUCAGAGACUACGGAAAGCGCGUCAAGUGAGCCGACAACGACUUCACAAGGUUUGUCUACCCCAUCAGAUCUUUUCGAUUCGACCACCGAAAGUUCUGGUGACAGUUCACUCUCAACUGAAGAUGCUACCACAGUUGAUAUUUGGACAUCGGAAGACGACGACUUUGAGAAGAGUACUCCCAAUACCUUGCAAGCUAUCAUCACCAAAGAAUCUAAACCCAAAAAAUGCAAGCGUAAGAAGACAAUACAAUGCAGCAAAACCGAACACGGUUGUUGUCCAGAUGGAAAAACUGUUGCUAAAGGUCCAUUCGACGAAGGUUGUCCCAUUCCCAAGACAUGUAAAGAUACAGAAUUUGGUUGCUGUUCUGAUGGUGUGUCACCUGCCGCGGGCAAGAAUAAUGAGGGAUGUCCCAAGUCACAGUGCGAAGAAACACUGUUUGGAUGUUGUCCAGACAAAUACACCCCCGCUGAAGGCGAAGACAAUGAGGGUUGUCCUGAACCAACUACUGUACCACCUACAACAACCACCGAAAUGCCUGAAGAAGAAACCACAAUAUCCACCGAACCAGCACUCGACAAUUACGUGUCAACUGAAAUUCCCGAGUCUGCCGAAUCUACCGAAGUUCCCGAAACAACAGAGGUCCCUGUUACGCCCGAAAUUAUUGAAUCCUGUUCCUUUGCAUCAUUUGGCUGUUGUCCUGAUGGCACAACUGCUGCUUCUGGUCCCGACUUUGCUGGUUGCGAUGUUGCUCCUCCUACCAGUUCUACGGACUGCAGAUUUUCUGAAUUCGGUUGUUGUCCAGAUGGUCGCACACCUGCCACAGGUGCCGACAACCAAGGCUGUGCGGCGUGCACAUAUGAACCAUAUGGUUGUUGCCCAGACAAGGAAACUCCCGCUCACGGUCCAUUGGGUGAAGGUUGCUGUCUGAAUUCUCCAUACGGAUGUUGCCCCGACAACAUUAACAGUGCUCGUGGUCCCGACUUCGAAGGGUGUGACUGCCAGUAUUCUCCAUACGGAUGUUGUCCAGACAACAAAACUGCGGCCCGUGGUCACUACAACGAAGGUUGUGGCUGUGAAAACACUCAGUUUGGCUGUUGUCCCGACAAACUUACACCGGCUCAAGGACCUAAGUUUGAAGGAUGCGCUUGUCACACACUCCAAUUUGGCUGCUGCCCCGAUGGCAUCACCAUUGCCCAAGGACCCCAUCACUACGGCUGUCAUUGCUCACAAACCGAGUUCAAAUGUUGUCCAGAUGAAAAGACGCCUGCCAAGGGACCCAACUUUGAGGGAUGCACAUGUCUGGAAAGCAAAUACGGCUGUUGUCCUGACGGUGUUACCUCAGCACAAGGCAACAAAUUUGAAGGAUGUGAAAAUGUCAAGGAACCACCUCAGAAGGCUUGUGGACUACCAAAAGAGACCGGUCCAUGUGGCAACUUCAGUAUCAAAUACUUCUUUGACACAUCCUACGGAGCCUGUGCCAAAUUCUGGUAUGGAGGCUGCGAAGGCAACGGAAAUCGUUUUGAAAGUGAAAGCGAGUGCAAAGAAACUUGUCAGGAAUACAAAGGAAAAGAGGCCUGCUACUUGCCCAAGAGUUCUGGUCCAUGCACCGGCGACCUUACUAAAUGGUACUUCGAUGCCGAACGCGGUCGAUGCGAGCAGUUCAAAUACGGUGGCUGCUUCGGCACCAACAACCGUUUCGAUACAAAGGAAGAAUGCCAGUCCUUCUGUGCAGUUAGCGAGACGACACCUCCUUGUGAUCAGCCCAUGGACGAGGGACCAUGUGAGGGUAACUUUGAACGCUGGUUCUACGACAACCAAACCGAUGUCUGCCGCCCCUUCCGAUAUGGUGGCUGCAAGGGCAACAAGAACAACUAUCCCACGGAACAUGCAUGCAACUACCAUUGUCGCCAGCCAGGAGUCCACAAAGAUUACUGCUCGCUUCCCAAGCAAGCCGGUGAUUGCAGUGAGAAACAUCCACGUUGGUACUUCAGCGAGACCGAGAAGAAGUGCUUGCCCUUCUAUUACACGGGCUGCGGUGGAAACAAGAACAAUUUCCCCUCAUUGGAGUCUUGCGAGAACCAUUGCCCCAAGGAAGUUGCUAAGGAUAUUUGCGAAAUCCCAGCCUCAGUGGGAGAUUGCAACAAUUACGAACCCAUGUGGUACUACGAUACGAAAGAUCAACGCUGUCGCCAAUUCUACUAUGGAGGCUGCGGUGGUAACGAAAACAAAUUCACUUCCGAAGAAAGUUGCAUGCGACGCUGUGAAAAGAAACCGGAACCGGUCCCUGAGCCGGAGCCGGAACAACCAGCAGUCAUUACCAAUGUUUGCGAUGAGAAACCGGACCAAGGUCCCUGCGCCGACUAUACUCUUGUGUGGCACUACGAUAAGGAAAACGAUCAGUGUCGACAGUUCUACUACGGUGGCUGUGAAGGAAAUGGAAAUCGCUUCGAAACUAAGGAAGAGUGUGCCCAACAAUGUGCUAGCCACGUCGAACCCAAUGUGGAAUCGCAGCCCGUUGAAGAACCUUCACUCGCAGCUAUACCUGAACCAGCGCCCGCACCUGAGGAACCUGUGGAGGAAAAUGUGUGCUUGCUUGCUCAGGAUAUGGGUGAUUGCGAUAACUAUGUCUCCAUGUGGUACUAUGAUUCGCAGGAUUCUCGCUGUACAAUGUUCUAUUAUGGCGGUUGUGGCGGCAAUGGAAAUCGUUUUGCCACUGAGGAAGAAUGUAACAGACGCUGCUCCCCCGAAGCCGCACCAGAAGCCGUACCCGAAGCUGCACCCGAACCUGAGCCAGAAUCUGUGGCCAGUCCUGAAGUUGAGAGUAGCAACAAGUGUUUCCUUCCCGUUGCCCAUGGCAAUUGCCUGGAGAAUGAGGUUCGUUGGUAUUACAACAGCGAAGAUGGUGUGUGCGAUCAGUUUGUGUACACUGGAUGUGGUGGAAAUGCCAACAACUAUGCCACAGAGUCCGAGUGCGAGGAUGAAUGCUUCGCAGUUCACAGCACCUGCCAGUUACCUGCUUUGGCUGGAAAUUGCAACGAAACUAUGAUCAGAUGGCACUACAGCGAGAGUGAAGGAAGAUGUGUCGAGUUCGAAUUCUCCGGAUGUCGCGGUAAUCGCAAUAACUUUGUUACCGAACGGGAAUGCAUGUCGAUGUGUGGUGGUGACGAACCACAAGUACCGAGCUAUUCAGUUUGUGACCUACCCUUGGAGGCUGGUGAGUGCGACAACAGUACCACUGCUUGGCACUACGACAGGGAAAGCAUGUCUUGCGUGGCCUUCACAUAUACCGGAUGUGGUGGUAAUGGAAACCGAUUCUUGUCGAGGGAGCAAUGUGAACGCCAGUGCGGCGAGUUCAAGGGAGUGGAUGUCUGUAACGAGGAUGUAUCGUCCGGACCAUGUCGCCAGUGGCAGACUCGCUUCUACUUUAACAAAGAGACGCGAACAUGUGAACCGUUUACUUACGGCGGCUGCCAAGGUACUGCGAAUCGUUUCGAAAGUAGGGCUGAGUGCGAAUCCCGGUGCAUAAUUGGACAAGAACCCACGUACAGCGAUACCAAAGAUAUCUGCAAGCAGCAAGUGGAUGUUGGGCGCUGCAAUGGACAGGCUCUCACCGAACGUCGUUGGUAUUACGACGAUGCUCGCGGCAACUGCGUGUCGUUCAUUUAUUCGGGUUGUGCUGGCAACCAGAAUAAUUUCCGCUCCUAUGAAUCUUGUUAUACCUACUGCUCAAGUAAGCCCAGAGAGGCCGAUCCCUCAGUUAACGAGGUGUUGCCCGUCAAUAGAUGCGAAGAGUACGAAAAGGAAUGCUCGGCGCUGUCCUGUCCAUAUGGCAAACACCGAGUGGCCGUCGACGAGGAAUGUUCGCGUUGUGAAUGUGACAAUCCAUGUGCUGACUAUGUCUGUCCCGAUGGCCAACAGUGCGCUGUAGAGGUUUCCAGUGAAAGGUCUGGAGAAUUCAAGCCCGAAUGCCGCCUAAUCAACAAACCUGGUACAUGCCCCCAUCUGACGGCCAGCGAUGGUGUUUGUGGCCGUGAAUGCCACACUGAUGCUGAUUGUCGUGAAGACAAUAAGUGCUGCAGCAAUGGCUGCGGUUUUGUGUGUGUACAUCCAGCCGUACCUACCAGGCCGACAACAGCACCCACCACCCCCGCACCGGUCGUAGUUUAUCCACAGGAUGUCAAGGUGUCGCUUAUUCCCAAAGAAAAAGCCGAAACAGAUGUGAAUACUCCAUUGGGUGGAAUCGCAGUUCUCAGGUGCUUUGCCACUGGCAAUCCCGUGCCAAAUGUUACAUGGUCGCGCAACAACGUCGUGGUUGACACCAACCAAGGACGUUAUGUUUUGACAUCUAGCGGUGAUCUGACAAUUGUCCAAGUGCGUCAAACUGAUAGCGGCUCAUAUGUGUGCUUGGCCAGCAAUGGCUUAGGCGAACCUGUGAGACGUGAAAUUGAGUUACAGGUGACAGAUCCCGUCCCAAUGCCUGCUUAUGUAUAUGGCGAUAAGAAUGUAACCCAAAUUGUUACCCUGAAUAGACCGGCUGUGGUGCGUUGUCCUGCUGGUGGUCAUCCAGAACCGAUGGUGCAUUGGUGGCGUAAUCGCAGACGUUUACCCUUGUUGAGUAAUCGCUUCGAAUUGACUCGAGAUUAUUCCUUGACAUUCCGUUCGGUGCAAUUGACCGAUUUGGGUCCGUACACAUGUGAAGCCUGGAAUCGUUUGAGUGUCCGUCCCUCGUCGAUAAAGGUAACAUUGGUAGCUGUGGGGCCGGUGCGAGCUGCAAACAAUGACGAGUCGAAAUAUCUGCAAUACAUCAUUGAGUCACCAAUGGCACCGGUUACCCAAAGACCUACGUAUCCAUACAGACCCACCCGACCACCAGCAGUACCACCACCAUAUGUUGUUGUUCCCGUCAACGCUGUCAUUGGCAAGGAUCCUUCAAAUACCUAUCAACCCGGAUCUACGGUUGCCCUCAGCUGUUCCGUUCAAGGAUAUCCAACACCAAAUGUGACCUGGACAAAGGAUGGUCUGCCAUUGGUACCCAGUGAACGUAUCCAAAUAUCAGUUCGUGAACCUUAUCGCGUGAUUAUUAACAAUGUCAGUACAGCCGAUUCCGGUAAAUACGGUUGCAAGGCCGCCAAUGCUGUUAACUAUGGCUUCAGUGAGGAGAAUAUAAAUAUUGAAUCUACUAUACCAUUGAAUCCAGAGUGCAUUGACAAUGGCCAUUUCGCCAAUUGCAAUCUGAUCGUAAGAGGACGAUACUGCAAGAACAAGUAUUAUGCCAAAUUCUGUUGUAGAUCGUGUGCCCUGGCUGGUCAGCUUUGAGGUUUCUCUGCUGGAGCCCCAAUCCACUGACUUACGACAAUCUUUAAAUGAUGCUACAUUUUCUAUUUGAUAUGAUACUAAUCUAAUGUAAGAAUCACUUGGGGAGACUCCUCCCUCUAGCUAUCCUGUCGAUCACCUGCAAUAUCGAAGAGCGCA